Molecule: messenger RNA, 1706 nt
Organism: Condylura cristata (star-nosed mole)
Lineage: Eukaryota; Metazoa; Chordata; Mammalia; Eulipotyphla; Talpidae
Gene: TMEM242
Product: transmembrane protein 242
Exons: 4
Coding region: 101-526 (141 amino acids)
Source: RefSeq, a predicted model, not a curated record
GUGGCACCGCGCGGGCGGCAGCGGAACCUUUGUGCUGUGCCUCGCGGCUGCUCCCACCCGGGCCCACUUGGCGCCGGACGCAGUGCUGCGGGCUGGAAGCAUGGAGCCGGAGGGCGCUGGCGCUGCGGAGCCGGCUCCGGCGCUGGAGCCGUCGGCGUCCCCGGAAGACCCCCUUUUCCUGGUCAAAGGUGGGCUUUUCCUUGGUACCGUUGCUGCAGCGGGCAUGCUAGCUGGAUUUGGCACAACGUUAUCGCUGGCUAAAAAGAGAAGCCCUGAAUGGUUCAAUAAGGGAAGCAUGGCCACUGCAGCCCUGCCGGAGAGUGGGUCUUCCCUGGCCCUGCGAGCCCUAGGCUGGGGCUCUCUGUACGCCUGGUGUGGGGUUGGUGUGAUCAGCUUUGCCGUCUGGAAGGCUCUGGGAGUUCACAGUAUGAAAGACUUUCGAAAUAAGAUGCAGUCAAUAUUUCCAGCAAUUCCCAAGAGCCCCGAGUCGGCUGCCGAGUGGGAAGAAGUAUUGAAGUCCAAGUGAGAGGCGCGGGGUGAGCGACUGUUGGGGCCGGCGUGGCUCCCGCCCACCACAGCCAAGGGACUGGACUAAUGUCUUCAUGUCUCCUCGGGGACCCUGCAGACUGCUGACUGAGCGCUGGCUGGGUGGCCUCAGUGGGGGGGGAGGGAGAGGGGUGCAGAGGGGUGCCAUCCCUCUCUGCUUUCAAGUGCACAUGAGCCCCUGUGCACACAUACACAAGAGCACAACAUCCGGGGAAGGUGAAGUUUCCCCAAAGUUUAGGGAAACUAUUUAGAAAUAAUUUCACUUCUUUAGGCAAAGGAGAUCCUCGUAGAAAUAGCCCUUUGCUUAUGACUAUAAAGUUGAAACCAAGUUUUAUAUCUCAAAAAAAAUAGCGCCUGAGGAAAAGUCUUAUAAGCAGACCUCGGCCAGCCGUGGUGCCUCGGUGUCUCACGCAGCUUCACCGCCUUCGCCUUCGUUGUCCGUUUGUCUGUCGGAGCUCGGAGGGCCUGACCCAGUCAGGCGGCUCCCGGGGGCGGUGGGGAGGGCGAGGCUCCAGCCGGCUGGUCCCUGAGUCAGGUGCGCUGUCUCGGGAAAGCGCGCAAGGCUUGUAUUUAGACAGAGGGCCAAAGGCAGAGGGCGCAGCUUGAGGCGCUCGCUAUGGUUUGAGGAUGAAGACACUGGGUGAGAAGCCCGGCCGAGUCUGCGCCCACACAGUGGCCGUUCGUUGCCAUUGUCGCGGGAAAAAUAGCCCAGCCUUCACCUAUUUGGAACAGAAAGUUACCUGGGUGUUGAAUAACUCCAUAACAGUAGUUAGCACCCACCACCUCCUGCAGGAAAUCACCCAGCCCUUUCCUGCCUCCGUGAUACCUCACAGAAAACAGAGUAACGUCGACAUGCAAUUAUUUUUACUGGAGAGUAAAAUCUAGGGAAGCAGAGAAAUAUUUUAAUAUGUUAAUAUGCCCAGAAGAGUAACCUCUAGUUAUUUUAAUAUCAGUUGUGCAAUUUCUUUAUAAUUGCCUAGCCUCUAAUUAGCAAUCGAGUUUAAUAAAAGACAUUUGAAAAUUUAUGUGUUAUAAUGAAACCUUUUAGUUCUAAGGAAAUUUUUUAAAUGAAAUGUCAAGUGCCUAAUGUAACAUCUUUCUCUGGACUAUGUUACCCUUUGAAAAUUGCUGUAUUGUUAAUUAAACAGGUGGACUCAGUG